Molecule: messenger RNA, 429 nt
Organism: Nerophis lumbriciformis (worm pipefish)
Lineage: Eukaryota; Metazoa; Chordata; Actinopteri; Syngnathiformes; Syngnathidae
Source: RefSeq, a predicted model, not a curated record
AUGGAAGCACUGGCAAAUACAAGUACACUACCCACAGCUACACCAGCUCCAAAUGACAUGAGGAGGACCACCUCGAACAGGUGGGAGUUCUUGGUAGCAGUCUUGGCUAUUGCCAUCUCCAUCUCCAUUCUAAUGGCCCUUUUGGCAAAAUGGCAAGUGGUUCAGCGCUACCUGUCCAGCUAUCGGCACACUCGGUUGAGAGAGACAGACACAGUCAGCCAGUGUGAGCAGUCAGGUCUUGAGGUGGGGUUUGACAUACUUGGGGAAAGUGAAAUAAACCCUCGCCAUCCCGUAAAUGCUGAAGAUGAUGAUGGCUUCAUUGAGGACAACUACAUCCCAACAAGUGAAAGAGUAAGAGCUGAAAGAGCAGCAGAGAACAUGGAGGACACAGAGGAAGAGAUGGAUGAAAAUGAAUUCACCAUUACUUAA